CAAUGAACACAAAACUUCUUGACGGUGUAAUUUGGUCAAUUUCUGUAUCACAUUUGGAGGGUAUUCCUGGAAAUAUUACACUCAACGACAAUACAGUUACUGACAUUGCUCAGAUAGUUGUGAGCAAACAUCCUCAUAUUCUUCUACAAAAUUGGGUGCCGCAAUUUGCAACUCUUAAUCAUACGAACACAAAACUCUAUCUCACACAUGGUGGCAUUCCAAAAUGUCCAUGA
This is a messenger RNA of Ambispora leptoticha, 233 nucleotides long. NCBI's taxonomy places the organism in Eukaryota, Fungi, Glomeromycota, Glomeromycetes, Archaeosporales, Ambisporaceae. The record is from the annotation of a GenBank genome assembly.